AACGAGUUUGACUUCUGUGAUUCGGCAUAAUAUCUCCGCACCCUGGGCAGAGACGAACAGGUCAGAUCUUCCACGACUUUUGACAGAUAAACAAUGUCAAUGAAAGUAUUCCUCGCCGCCCUGGUUACCUUGGCUGUUCCACUGGUCAGUGGUCAACUAUGUACGUCAUUACGAUCUCUUGUACGAGUGAGCAAGUGUACAGGCUGUGAACACAGCAAUGUACUGCCCUUUUUUGAGAACUACUUGUCCGGUUAUGCUAGAAUAGAAGAGGUCUUGGUUGACCAGGCUGCAACACUCCCGGACGAAAUUUGCACUAACAGCACUUUGAUGGAGGGGGCGAAAUUGGCUAUUCCGUGCCUGUACGCCGAGUUGGACCAGUGUUGGAGUUUUUAUUCCGACACAUUCCCUCGACAACAGGGUCUUCUCAACUUCAUCAGCGAUAGCUGCCAGCUGUCAGAUUCUGAUCGCUUAUGUUUUCUCGCUGCAGCGCGGUCUUCCAAAGUUAAGCAGAAUUGUGACAACAACAUAUACGGUUACGAAGACGAGUGCGAAAGAUGGGGGAAUGCAACAUCGUGUAUCGGGAAGGAGGUCCAGUCAGAGUGUGGCGACAGCUUGUUGAGCUUCUACAAUAAGCACAUCCCAGAGCUCUCACCAGUUAAAUGCUUGCCCACCAGCAGCCCCCAGUCCACUCCAGAUUUUGUGAUUGGUUGACGUUAUUACUUUGUAUGUAACUGAUGACAACCUCCGUUAAAGCCAGUUGGGUAUAUGAGAUACCUUGUCGGCGAACGAAAGCUUCUCCAAGAAAAGAAUAAAAGACAAAUAGAAAAUAUGA
This is a messenger RNA of Aplysia californica (California sea hare), 832 nucleotides long. RefSeq lists its product as uncharacterized. The record is from RefSeq and is a predicted model, not a curated record. Lineage: Eukaryota; Metazoa; Mollusca; Gastropoda; Aplysiida; Aplysiidae. The coding region runs from base 94 to 711 and encodes 205 amino acids. The transcript is spliced from 3 exons.